Molecule: messenger RNA, 1047 nt
Organism: Suncus etruscus (white-toothed pygmy shrew)
Lineage: Eukaryota; Metazoa; Chordata; Mammalia; Eulipotyphla; Soricidae
Gene: MRO
Product: maestro
Exons: 7
Coding region: 297-1040 (247 amino acids)
Cellular component (GO): cytoplasm
Source: RefSeq, a predicted model, not a curated record
CUCUGUAAACUUGGGGGGUAACUUGUAUUUUAUUCCCUGCCCACCCCAUGCCCACCUAAGAUGCGCACUUCCCGACACGCAAGGCUAAUAAUCCUUUCUCCUUCUUCUGAUCUGUUUGUACUUCACCUACUCAUUCAUCCUCCUUCAUCCCCCUUCUAUGUAGGAAACCGGGGCUGGGGAAAUCGGGGUUCUCGCCAGGAACCGCAGCCCUCGGAGUCUCCCCGGACUUGAGGCCGGACAGAACUGGCCGCACCUCCACGUGCAGCCGCUGAGCCAGGUAAGCGGCAAGCAGCACCAUGGACCAAGUACAGACAAUUUCAGAGCAUCCCCUUCCCAUGCCCACAUCCCCGCCUGAGAAGAAAAGGACAUCAGUUAUGUCUUUCUUUUCCAAGGUCUCUUGGAAACUGAAGACCCAGAAGCGGGAAUCUCUGAAGAAUGUGUUUUUCAUCUUGGCAGAAAAAGCCCGAGACCCCAGUGCUAAAAAGCGUCACCUGGCAAUGAAGGGCCUGGGGACCAUGGCCUCAGAGACCCCCAACAAGGUGAAGAAGUAUAAGAAAAUUAUUCUAGACCUAUUGGUGCAUGGACUGUAUGAUCCCAUGAGUCCCGAAGUUAUCCAUGAGAGCAUGAAGACACUGAGCAUCAUCCUGAGCAAGAUCCAGGGCAAAGGCCUGGGCUCCUUCUUCAUAGACAUCACUCUGCAGACCCGGACUUUAUUAGAUGAUGAGAACGACAGCCUGAGAUACUCUGCGUUCGUCUUGUUUGGGCAACUGGCUGGCUUUGCAGGGCACAAAUGGAAGAAGUUCUUCACCAGCCAGGUGAAGCAGACUCAGGAUUCCCUCCUGAGCCAUUUGCAGGACCGGAACCCCCAGGUUGCCAAGGCUUGCAAAACAACGUUUCGAGCCUGUUCUCCAUAUCUAAAACAAAAGAAGGAGCAUAGCUUUCAAAAUGAAGAAGAUCAAAGGAACCCUAAACUCAGCAGGCAGCUGAGCCACUAUCAUCCUGAGCUCCUGCAGUUCUUCUAUGCCAAUAAAAUUCUGUGAACACAGA